AAUUCGUUACGUUCCGGGACAAGCUUGGCUGGGGGUGGGGUCAGGCAUCAGGACGACGCGACGCGAUGACAGAAGUUUGCGUGUAGCGGAUUAAGUGAUCUUGUACCGAAAAUGCAAGGCGCGAUCCUCGCGUGGUGAUCGGUAGUGAAUGUUCUAUUUCAAUUGUUUUUCUGUUGAAACAACGGCUGUGUAAUCUAACUUGUGAAGAUUGACCCCGUAACCCAGAAUCCAUAACAAUUCGAUCGUGUGUUGUGAUUCAAAAAAGAUCGUACAUUAACGACGAUCGCGUAAAGCAAUGACAGAAUGGCGCUUAGAGUGACGCGAAAAUGUUUUGUCUAUUCGACGCUGGCAGUGAUCGUUGGAGCUGCGGUGAUUGCGACAGUUCUAGUGCUGCUUCUGCGGGACGACGAAGAGAUCAUGAAGAGCUACAAGUUUGGGGGCAGCGAUCUGGUGAUACAACUGCAGGAACAACCCGACCAUCGAUAUGUGCUCAGUUUGAUCAGAGAUGGUGCCAUAAUCCAACGCGUCACUCUGGACCACGACUUCACCGAUGAUUCCGAGCUAGAAUCCAUCCCUCGAGGGCUCCUCCUGGAGGGCAAUGGACAACGGAUCGAAGUCAAAGACAUCGAGGACACGCCCGAUUUUUCAAUGAUCAGCAUCACGCGUACGCUUCGCAAAGAUCAGAUCAUAUCCGACAUUGUUCAUACGGGUGGAAACGCAAAAGACCACCCAGUUCAGUGGUACGGAGGUCCCGAGCAGAUGGAACAGUUCUAUCCAGUGCAGAGGUUGCGCUUCGAAGACUAUGCAUACGUGCCCAAAGAGCUGCAUAGUGCAGCGAUCGUAGAACGAUACUGGAUCAACUCUGCUGGGGUAUUUUUCUACGUGGAGAAAGAAGUUCCGCUGUUCAUCGAUCAGGAUGAAGAAACGCUGCGAUUGACGGCUAAGAAAGAACUUCCUUACUAUACAUACGAUGACACGUUCGUGUUCAACUACAGGAUCGGAGUGGCGAAGAACGUGAAGGAAGCGCACCUGAAGGCGGUCGAUAAAAUCCUAAACAAACCGGUAGACAUUCCCGAUGAACGGAUGGUUCGACAUCCCAUUUGGUCAACGUGGGUACGCUAUAGGAGACCGAUAAGUCAACAAACUGUCCUGGACUUCGCAAAGGAAAUCAACGACUAUGGAUUCAAGAACGCACAGCUGGAUAUCGAUGACUACUGGGAGAACUGCUACGGGUCAUUGAUCUUCAACUCCAUAACGUUUCCGAAUGUUACCGAGUUGACGGAACAGCUGAAAGAAAUGGGGUUCCGAGUCACGCUAUGGGUUCAUCCGUUUAUCAACAAGAACUGCCAACCGUGGUAUACCGAAGCUAUGACCAAAGGAUUUUUCGUUAAGUCUCAUAAUGAGACCGUCGGGUACAAGACCAAAUGGUGGAACAGCGAGGAGAACGAAGCGUCGUACAUCAACUUCAACAACCCAGCUGCGGUAGACUGGUUCCGACAGCGGCUCCUGGAGUUGCGCGACCAAGGCAUCGACAGUUUCAAGUUCGAUGCCGGCGAAACGAGUUGGGCGCCAAUGGAUCCCGAUGUGGAAGGCCCGAAAGCACUGCUGCCGGCCAGUAUGACGACGAGUUUCGUUCGAAUGUGUGCCGAGUUCGGGCCGAUGAUCGAGAUUCGCACCGGGUGGGCCACGCAGGAUCUGCCGGUGUUCGUAAGGAUGCUCGAUUUCGAUACCCGUUGGGGCAGGAACAAUGGGUUGCAGUCGUUGAUUCCAACGUUGCUGCAGAUGAACUUGAACGGGUACCCGUUCGUGCUGCCGGACAUGAUCGGUGGGAACAUGUACGGUAACGAUAUCCUCACGAAGGAGUUGUUUAUACGGUGGCUCCAGGCGACCACAUUUAUGCCGAGUAUGCAGUUCUCCAAGGCCCCGUGGGAUAUUGACUUGGAGACAGUAUCAAUUGCCAAACGGUACACUAUGCUGCAUGAAGAAUUCUCCGAUUACAUUUUGCAACGCAUGCGCCUAACGGUUGCCGAAGGAAUUCCCGUGAAUCCUCCCAUCUGGUGGCUUGAUCCGGACGAUGAAGAAGCCCUGAAGAUCGACGACGAAUUCCUUCUCGGCGAGGACAUUCUGGUGGCACCGGUUUUGACGGAGUUUGCCACCAGGCGGGACGUGUACCUGCCCAAAGGGACGUGGCGGGACGGAAACUCAACACAGGUGUACGAAGGCGGUCGGUGGUUGCGCGAUUACCGGGCACCGAUAGACACGUUGCCAUACUUUGUCAAGACUACGUUCCAAAUGCGAUAGGAGGAGAAGUGCAGACAGGGAAGAUCACUUCCUAUGCGAUCGCCUGCGUUGUACAUAGUCGGUAUUCGAAGGGAUUUCGAAGAUCGUGUGGAAUGAUAGAUUAAAGCUACAUACCUUUUGUUAACUGAUUGAUGAUAACAUUUUUUAUUAGAUGUUAGACUUUCGUUCAAUCUUUUGCACUAAUCCUUUACCGAUGAUUUCGAAGUCCCGUAUCAGAGCUUCCUUGUUUAAUUUAAGGGUUUCUGCUUUAGUUAGUAUACGACCACUUACGUUACUAGUCUGUAAAUACAAAAAGUCGAAAAUAAAGCUAGUCAAUACAA
Aedes aegypti (yellow fever mosquito) is the source of this 2621-nucleotide messenger RNA. RefSeq lists its product as uncharacterized. Gene Ontology annotation, molecular function: hydrolase activity, hydrolyzing O-glycosyl compounds. The record is from RefSeq and is a predicted model, not a curated record. The transcript has 6 exons. The coding region runs from base 304 to 2301 and encodes 665 amino acids. Gene Ontology annotation, biological process: carbohydrate metabolic process. NCBI's taxonomy places the organism in Eukaryota, Metazoa, Arthropoda, Insecta, Diptera, Culicidae.